GGAGCCGGGACGCGCUGCCUGGGCUCCGCACAGCCGGCCGGGGUCACGAGGAGGGUGUGGAUGGCAAGUGACUUCAUCCCUGCCCCGACAGAUGGAGAAACUAAGGCCCAGAGAGGCAGUCAGCCUCUUCCCCUGUCCUGCUCCAGCCUCAGCAGUGGCUCCUUCCCUCCUCGGGCGGUCCCGGAGCUCAGUCCCACCACCUCUGCCGAUGAGGCCAUGAGGCACCGGCUGGACCCGGGCCAGAAUCAUGGACUGAGUCCACUUGGCCCCCACUGCACAGAUGGGGAAACUGAGGCCUGGGAGAGUGGAGUGGCUGGCCUCAGGCUACAUGGAAAGGCCCCGCCUCUUCCAGAACCUCCUGCUCUUCCUGUGGGCCCUGCUGAACUGCGGUUUGGGGGUCAGUGCUCAGGGUCCGGGCGAGUGGACCCCGUGGGUGUCCUGGACCCGCUGCUCCAGCUCCUGCGGGCGUGGCGUCUCCGUGCGCAGCCGGCGCUGCCUCCGGACUGCCCCCCAGGGGCUGUGCCCUUCCGAGACCUACAGUGUGCCCUGUACAAUGGCCGCCCUGUCCUGGGCACCCAGAAGACCUACCAGUGGGUGCCCUUCCACGGGGCGCCCAACCAGUGCGACCUCAACUGCCUGGCUGAGGGGCACGCCUUCUACCACAGCUUCGGCCGCGUCCUGGACGGCACCGCCUGCAGCCCGGGUGCCCAGGGGGUCUGCGUGGCUGGCCGCUGCCUUAGCGCCGGCUGUGAUGGGCUGCUGGGCUCGGGUGCCCUCGAGGACCGCUGCGGCCACUGCGGAGGCGCCAACGACUCGUGCCUUUUCGUGCAGCGCGUGUUUCGUGACGCCGGUGCCUUCGCUGGGUACUGGAACGUGACCCUGAUCCCCGAGGGCGCCAGACACAUCCGCGUGGCGCACCGGAGCCGCAACCACCUGGCGCUGAUGGGGGGCGAUGGGCGCUAUGUGCUUAAUGGGGACUGGGCGGUCAGCCCGCCAGGGACCUACGAGGCGGCCGGCACGCAUGUGGUCUACACCCGCGACACAGGGCCCCAGGAGACAUUGCAAGCAGCCGGGCCCACCUCCCACGACCUGCUCCUACAGGUCCUCAUGCAGGAGCCCAACCCUGGCAUCGAGUUUGAGUUCUGGCUCCCUCGGGAACACUACAGCCCCUUCCAGGCUCGUGGGCAGGCCCUGGGCUGGCCCCUGCGGCAGCCGCAGCCCCGGGGGGUGGAGCCUCAGCCCCCCGCAGCCCCUGCUGUCACCCCUGCACGGACCCCAACCCUGGCCCCAGACCCCUGCCCACCCUGCCCUGACACCCGAGGCCGCGCCCACCGACUGCUCCACUAUUGCGGCAGUGACUUUGUGUUCCAGGCCCGAGUGCUGGGCCGCCACCGCCAGGCCCAGGAGACCCGCUAUGAGGUGCGCAUCCAGCUCGUCUACAAGAGCCGCUCGCCACUGCGGGCACGCGAGUACGUGUGGGCGCCAGGUCACUGCCCCUGCCCGAUGCUGGCACCCCACCGGGACUAUGUGAUGGCUGUCCAGCGUCUUGUCAGCCCCGACGGCACACAGGACCAGCUGCUGCUGCCCCACUCCGGCUACGCCCGGCCCUGGAGCCCUGCAGAGGACAGCCGCAUACGCCUGACUGCCCGGCGCUGUCCUAGCUGAGCCCCUGCAGGAGCCCGGGCCACACACAGCAAGAAACAUACAUCUGACCAGUCUCAAUGUCAAUGUAUUUCCCCUCUCACCCUGGCUUCCAGGCAGCUCUGAAAUAUGUCCCACCUGUGCAGCUAUGUGACUCCCGCCCGCACACGCUUAGACACCUCUGCAUGCAGUCAAAGUCACUGUCACAAGCCGGCAGGCACUGGUGAGGAGGCACUAAGGAGAUUCUGACUUUUAUUUCGCCUCUCUCCUUGGCUGCCAGGAAGCUCAUAGCUAUUUAUACUCAGAAAGUUUAACGCUGCUUUCAUUCUCUUUGCGUCACACUUGCUUGGAGACACUGUCACGAACGAGCAUGACACCCUGCUGCCCUGGGUACCCGGAAGCUCCUCUGUUUACUUCGCAGACACUGUGCUGUCUCUGCUCUCUGCUACUCACACACACCCUCAUGUGGGAAGGGCCGAGACACUGUCACAAACAGGCAUGCCCCUUAGAAGACAUGCCUAACCAGGCACUGUAACGUACCAGCGUACCAAUUUCCCCUUUUCCCCUGGCUACCAGGAAACUCAGAGACAAUCUUUUCAGCCUCAGCAUUUCUGGCUAGAUUUCCGCCCAUCAACACGUGCUCACUCCUCUUUUUUUUUUU
This is a messenger RNA of Symphalangus syndactylus (siamang), 2302 nucleotides long. RefSeq names its product ADAMTS like 5 (gene ADAMTSL5). The record is from RefSeq and is a predicted model, not a curated record. Lineage: Eukaryota; Metazoa; Chordata; Mammalia; Primates; Hylobatidae. Gene Ontology annotation, biological process: extracellular matrix organization; proteolysis. Gene Ontology annotation, cellular component: extracellular matrix. Gene Ontology annotation, molecular function: protein binding; metalloendopeptidase activity.